AUGGAGAAAAUGUUAGAAAGCGCAAUGCGUGGUGUGGAAGAUGUCGUUCCCAAGGUUACCAAAAGAACAUCCGAAGAGGAGGCAACGUUCGUGCGGUUGGAGAAGAAGAAAGAGGGAGAAAAUAAGGAGAAGGUUGCAGACGAGGAAGACAAUGACAACGACAGCAAAGAGGAAGAAGAGCCGGAACCUGUUCAGAAGAAGUCGAAACCACAAGAAAAUGUAAAGUCGGAACCGCCAGAUAAUGACGAUGUGGACUGGAGCUAUUAUAGAUCACGGAACCAGGAAGAAUGGAGUGGCCGUCCUCCUCCAUACGAUCCUCCAUACUCAGAGUACUACCCUACUUCACACAGAAGGCCUUACGGAUAUAGGGGGUAUUAUGGGGGCGGAGGCCCUUAUCAGCGAAGACCAUACUAUGACAGACGUCGUUACUAUUGGAAUUAA
Molecule: messenger RNA, 441 nt
Organism: Seminavis robusta
Lineage: Eukaryota; Bacillariophyta; Bacillariophyceae; Naviculales; Naviculaceae
Source: the annotation of a GenBank genome assembly